This is a messenger RNA of Paramecium pentaurelia, 842 nucleotides long. The record is from the annotation of a GenBank genome assembly. NCBI's taxonomy places the organism in Eukaryota, Ciliophora, Oligohymenophorea, Peniculida, Parameciidae.
AUGAAAAUGAAAAAUUUAAUAUAAAAUUUAUUAUAGAUUGAUCAAAAUAAAAGACCAACCAUAGAAUAAAUUUUAUGUAUAUUUUAAUAAUUAGAUAGAAAAUCAAAUAAUCUAAAAUAGAAUUAAAUAAUUAAAUAUUAAAUAGUAACCUAUAACAAAGAUAGCAAUAUAACCAAUAUAAAGUAUGAUAUAUUGUUAAUCUAGAGAAAUAGUAGCAUUAGGUUAUUAUAAAAAAGGAUGAAUACAAAUAAUAAAAAAAGUAAACAAGAGAAGAGUAAACCAAAUUUAUGAAAUAAGAUAUAUAAAAAAAAGUAUUGAUUAUUAUUAAAAUAUUUAGAAAUCUUAAUAGUAAUAGUAGAAGCCUUAAGAAUUAAUUAUUGAAUCAUUUGGUCAACCAAAAAAAUAAGAUUAAUAAUAAAGUGAAAAGAAAAUUGUGAAAAAUAAAGAUAUUCCUGAAAUUUAUUUACCUUUCAUGUCACAAAUAGAAUAAAAGUAAUAAUAAUUGAAUUCUGCUAAAGAAAAAUAAAAUGAAUAAUUAGUCUAAUCAUAACAAUAGAAUUGUAAAAUUAAUAUUCAUUUAAUUAGCUAAAAAAUAAAAUCCACGACUAGGUUAUGAGAGAGCAGAAAAAAUAAGAUCAGCUUUAGAGAAGGAAUUGGGAUUAAAUGAAUUUCUAUCUAUCUAUAACACCUUUAAAAAUUUAAGAGAAAAAAAUUCUCUUGAAGAUAUUGCAAAAUAAUAUGGCCCUUAUUAUACAGAUUUAAUUCCAAAUAUGCAAUAAGAGUUAAUUUAAGCAUUUUUACCAUCUUUAUUUAUCUUACUCGAAUUCGAUUUGGAUGAAUGA